CGGCUGCGGGCGAGGGAUGCGCCGCGCCCCGACACGCAGCCUUGCUAACGUGAUGACCUGACAAGAUAGAGCACAGUCCUGACUAUGCAGCACAGGGACUGAUGGGAAAGGAUCCAAUAUGAGUGUAAAUGAUGUUGGAGGCAGACGACGCUUUGAGGAUAGCGAGUACACGCUGCACAUCUACCCUGGGAGCAUUGCAGAGGGGACAAUCUACUGCCCCAUCACUGCCAGGAAAACGUCCACGGCUGCCGAGGUGAUCGACUCGCUCAUCGACAAACUGCAGCUCGAGAAAACAAAAUGUUACGUGCUGGCCGAAGUGAAGGAGUUCGGAGGGGAGGAGUGGAUCCUCAACCCCACGGACUGCCCCGUGCAGCGCAUGAUGCUGUGGCCGCGCAUGGCGCUGGAGAAGCGUGCCAGCGGCGACGACUAUCGCUUCCUGCUGCGCGAGAAGAACCUGGACGGCUCCAUCCACUACGGCAGCCUCCAGUCCUGGCUGCGCGUCACAGAGGAGCGGCGCAGGAUGGUGGAGCGCGGCUUCCUCCCCCAGCCCCAGCAGAAGGACUACGAUGACAUGUGCGGUCUGCCCGACCUGAACGAGAAAACGCUCCUGGAGAAUCUUAGAAACCGCUUCAAGCAGGAAAAAAUCUACACCUAUGUCGGCAGCAUCCUCAUUGUUAUUAAUCCCUUCAAGUUCCUGCCUAUUUAUAACCCCAAGUACGUCAAGAUGUACGAUAACCAUCAGCUGGGGAAGCUGGAGCCCCAUAUUUACGCUGUGGCAGAUGUGGCUUACCAUGCUAUGCUCCAGAGGAAGAAGAACCAGUGCAUUGUGAUUUCAGGAGAGAGCGGCUCGGGAAAGACACAGAGCACCAACUUUCUGAUUCAUCACCUCACCGCCCUCAGCCAGAAGGGAUUUGCCAGUGGAGUAGAACAGAUUAUUCUUGGAGCUGGCCCAGUGCUUGAGGUAAGAUGGGAACGAUAGUAGUGUGGAAAUGUUUUGACGGUGAAAAAAACCCAGACCUGAGUAGCCGGAGUUUUAUUGUGACACUUACUCUGAGGUUAUCUGCUAAAUACUGUUAAUAAAGGGCCAACAGCGUUAACAAUGAGAGAAGGUUGUGUUUCCACCUAUAGAAUCCUACCUGCUUCCAAAAAAAUUAGGAUAAAAAUAGAAGUACAGCAGAUGGCUUGCUGCCAAAUUUGUUAAUGCUUUGUUUUCACUCAA
Molecule: messenger RNA, 1219 nt
Organism: Sturnus vulgaris (Common starling)
Lineage: Eukaryota; Metazoa; Chordata; Aves; Passeriformes; Sturnidae
Source: RefSeq, a predicted model, not a curated record